GGCAUGCUGCGGGAUGGGGGGGGGUUGGCUUCGGUGGCACUGGUGUGCACUGCUACAAGACUGUCUGCAGGGAACGGGAUGAUGAUAAUGCUAUAGAAAUGCAGCCACUGUGUUUCCAGUGUCCAUGUUAACAUAUGGAGAGAAGAGAAUUGGAUAGGCAGUAUAAUAAUUGUCAGAUUAAUAUGAUUUUUGACCAGUGAUGAGUUAUUAAAACAAAUUCUAAAGGCAAUGCACAGAUGACAAGGAUUAUUUGUUUGCCAUCUCUCAUCCACCUGCUCCCCCUCCUAUUGGUCCAGCUUAUUCAAUCAUGAAGCAGAAUCGUAAAUGUUUACAAGCUCUGGGUGAUCCAUAAUUGUCUCUUGCUUUUAUGGUACUGUCUAACACAGCCCCCUGUUCCUUUGCUUGAUCUGAUAUGGCUGCAGAUAGCCUUAGCAUAGCAGUGCAGUGGGGUCAUUAUGAUAAUAUGUUUCAUUCAUUAUAAAGAAUAUUUAUGUGAUGUUGUGUGCUGUGGAAGUGGGAAAUGAGGGUGGGGUGGGGCAGAGGAGGUGUGCUGAGCUGAAGGGGGCCAGCUGUAUUUGGUGAUGAGUUUGGCAGGUUGUUGCCCUUUUGGGUUGUCUUAUUGCCCCCAGGGUAGAAGGGAGGGUUAGGGCAUUCCUCUCAGGUCCUCACAUGUUUGCAUGGGCUCCAGCGUAGCGUCACCCACAGCACAUCCAAACACCUGUCAGUUCAAACUGGCCAAUGAGAAAAAGUCUAUUGGAGAACAGAGAGACGUGCUAUGCUCCUCCACAAAAAGAAUCUCAAUGUGACUUUCCAUGCUCUGGAAUAAUGCAAAUAAUAAUGUGAAUAAAUCAGAAUAAUGCAAGAAAAUGCCAUCCAUUUUUGUGGAAGGUGAUUGGGUUGGCCUGAAUUAUGAAAGCUUCUUAGCUUUGAAGGAUCUACAGAAAUCAAAAUGCUCUUCGCCUCAUUGGGGGGCAUUGCAUUGGUUUUGUGUAUGUGCCUCCUAAUGUGAUCAUUUUAGUGAUUGAUUUUAGAUAUUUUCAGAAUGUCUGCUGUCUUUUUUGCACUGUUUCUUUAAAUAGCACUUGCUAAGUUACUCUGUGAGACACUAUACAACUGCAACAGCAUAUGAAUGACUCACAAACAAUAUCAUGCUCACAAAGGCAUGCAUUGUGCAUGCUUUAUGAAGUCCUUGUAUAUAUUGUAUUAAUCUGGCUGGUGAUUGGCUGGCUUUAGGUCUCCAGCUGCCCUAUCCUUACAGCAUCUGUACAGUAUCUGGUGUGGCAUUGUACUGUUCUGGCAGCCCUUUCACUGGUGCUGACUGAUCUAGUCUCUGUUGUUUUUUUGUGUGCACCGUGGUAGAUCUAUCACCAUACCUCAGAGCAAGCAGCCACAGCUAACGCUUCACAUCUGGUUUGGUGACUUGUAACUGUACCUGAAUAUUUGGUUAUUACGCUUGCUUAGUUUUUUUCCAGGUAAUUAGACUACCUCCUACUCACCUCCACAGGUAACAUGCCACACAAUAGCUCAGUGUAUAGCAGCAGGGGCAAGAGAAUCAGCAGUAUGUGUAAAUCAGCAGUAAGUGAUCCUUAUUCUGAGGUAGAUGAGCUCAUUCCAGCUAGGUGUCCUUAAUGGACGAUGUCAUCCACUGAUGUCAUAAUAUGAGCUUAUUUGUGCCCACCCUCCUUCCUGUGUCUGGGGUCCUUGCAGUUUUCUGUCAUAAAUGAAUCAUGUCUCUAGCUAAGAAGCGUAGCACUGCGGUUAUGUAAGACAGAAGUUUUAUUCCCGCUUGUACUACACUAUUUAUGAUAGUAUUCUGAGUUCAACCCCCCCUCCCAUGAGUCUUCAUGGGAGGGGGGUUGCAAUACCCAACAGGUCAGUUUGCUGUUCUGACCACACCAGUAAUUUUAGCGUCUCUUAGCCUUCGGCCUGUGUUUUCCCCACCUACUGCAUUAUCUGACUGAUACCCGGACAGUUCUAACAUUGACAGUUACCCUACUGCAGAGAGAACUGCACCUGGAGUACACGUGGAGGCGACUAGCACUCAUAACAAAAAAGGCUAGACACUCUUACAUUUUCAAAUAUCAGCCGUUGUUUUGCUCCUGGGGGUGUAUUUAUCUACCCAGGCAUGCGCUGUGCAGUGUCUCAGCACAGCUAUCACAAGAAAUCAGAAUCAAGUCUUUGCCUGCUGUGUGUGUGGCACUUUCGGAUCAGUGAGUCUGCCCUUCGGAAGCCCGAGUUCCCCAGGGGACGUAUCAUCUCAAGUCUAUUUGUAACGUGUGCAUGCGUGUGUGUGUGUGUGUGUGUGUGUGCGUGUGCAUACGAGUGCCUGUGCGUGUGUGUGUGUGUGCGUGUGUGUGUGUGGGGGGGGGGGUUGUUUUUUUCUUACUGCUUCCAUCACACACACCUUAAGCUUUCUGUGCUGUGGACCUUCUCCUCUCUGAAUUGCCCUGGUAUUUCCCUGAGAGGGAAGGGGGCAUUGGUCGGCCACUGGACACAUCUGGCCAUCCUACAUUGGAGCAAGCAGCAAACUGCUCUCUUCCCACCUCUUUCUUUUUGGACAUUUUUUAUAUAUAUUAUAUUUUCAUUUUAAUGCAUCUUGGAAAAUGAAAAUAGAAACUAUUUACCUGGGAACAGUGCAAAAGGUAUAAUUUAAUGACAAUAAUUUAAAAAUAAUAUAAUAGGCUUUAUUCUAAUAUGCUCUGUGAGUUCUACAGGGAUUUAAGUCUUCGGUGGACAAGCCGAUGUUCCUCUGGGGUUUAAGUCAAAUUCAAAUUCAAAUAUACUUCAUUAGCUUGACAAUGUUGUAGGCUGUAGUUAGUUCACCAGGAGUGAGUAGACUGUCUCAUGUGACCUUGUACAUUGCAGUUGUACAGUAGGUUCCUUAGCUAGAGGCAGGGGCCAUUAUUAUUAUUUUUUUAAUAAUGAUAAGAAGAAGAAGAACAAGAACAAGAAGAAAGCACCAUUUCAAUAUGGGAGUUUACUCCCACUUACUGUCCCACUGGGCUGUGGCAUACCACCACAUACUGGGUAGCUGUUCUUUGUGUUCCUCUCCUCUAAAGGAUUGCUACUUAAGAAGCCUUUUAUCAAAGACUUGCAUGGGGGAGGGGAUUGUAUUAGGACAAAUGUCUAGGAUAUAUGACAUCUCUGUUUGAGCAAGCAGAAAGAUUUUUCAGUCCCAAUGUUUAGGAAUUUAGAAAGUACCUGACAGCAGUCCAUUCAAAUUUUAGAAAACUCCACAAGGGAGUUGGUCAGGCCUUUGUUGUCCUCCAUAAAUAACCAUGGAAUUCCUGUUUUGGGAUGGUCCCAAAAACUAGAACCCCACACCACAGAGCUGUUUUCACAAGAUAGUGAAUGUACAAACAAUAAAAUAAAAAAACUGGCCCCAAGGAUUAUGGUACAAUGUGUUGUUUGACCAUGAUCAGGCAAAACCAGUUUUUCACAAACUACAAGCAAACAGCACACAGCGUUUUUUUUAAUCUCAGUAUGUGUCUACUUUUUUCAUUGUAUUCUUCCACCAAAGACUUAUAACAAACUCCUCUCAUAUUUCAAACGGAAAUUUCUAUUUCAGGAAAAAAAUGAGUGUGCAUAUUUAUUUUAGGAAUAAAUCAUUUGAAUUAUUCCCAGGCCAAGCAGAGCUCCCAGCCAACAUUUAAACAAUGAAAAAUAUCAUGUAAGUUAUCCCGUGGGCUUGGCUUAUUAUUAUGCCUGAUGCAAGAUGGCCGGCAGGUAGGUUUGUUGAUCGCUUUCCCUGGAACUGCACACUGUGUUACUGUAGCAACAGCUCUGUGGCUCUGUUCCAUUGCUUCUCUGAGGCAUAUGUCUAGAGUCUGCGUAUGAUGAAUAUGUCUACUUCAUGUUAUUAUGCAAAGUGGCUUUCAUUCUAAAUGCUGCUGUGUGUGUGUGUGUGUUUUAAAAGAAAAAAGAAUGCUGUAUUUGGUUCUUGCAGCAUCUGAAGGUAUCAUCUACAUCAAAGCAAGCAGCCUUUAUUUAUGUUUCUGCUUCAUCAAGUGGGGUUGAUAAUUACCCUGUAAUGCAUCGGGCUUUCAUUUUUAUUCACAUAAAUUAUAGCUACUGCACUGGCUGAACCUAAGCUUUACAGAAUUAUUUGUUGUGAUGUUUCCCCCUUGUGGGUGAAAGUGAAAGUAGACAAGAGUAUUGCGAAUCAGAAAUGUUGAUACUAGCAACAAAUCUUUAAAGCUUUCUCUCUCAGCUAAGGAAACAGAUUAAUGCUAUGGAUCAUGUAAGCUGUAUCGCUCAUCACUUUGGAUAAGAGAACCGGCUAAGUGAUUGUAAUUAAAUGCAGUAACCUGUCGACAGGUAGACACCACCAGCAAAUGAAAAACUCAGAAUCUCUAAUGUUACUGUAUUAACAACUCUUUUUUGUUACAGGAUAUGAAGGUUUUAGUGAAUUUAGUGCACUUUUAGGUGCAUUACGUUCCAAUGAAUAGAAUGAAAAAAAAACCAUUUUUUAAUCUUUAAUAAUUCAACUGCCAUAUGCGAUGUGAAAGGCCUAGAGAAGAAUUCAGUAUCAGCACCUCCACUGUUACCCGGCAACCUCUGACCCUUUGACCUGUGUCAUUCUGUCCUGUUCACUCUUGUCUCUGAGGACCCCUGAGUGAGGCUGUCCUUCACUUUGCCUGUUUGAGAUCCCUGAUGAGCUCCCGUAUUGUAGGUAUUCAGUGAAGUGGACGAGGAGGACAGUAACAGUAGUUCAGCAUUCUGCCUGCAGGUGGAGCACGCUGGGAUCCGUACAUACUACUUCAGUUCUGAGGGUCCAGAGGAGCAGGAGGCCUGGCUGAAGGUUAUGAGUGACGCAGCCCGCAUGACCAUCACACCAGCUCAGAGGAACAAUAUGGAGAACAUCCCACCAACAGGACUGAACAAUGCCACAGCCACCAGGAGAGCAGAACCACAUCAGCGGGGGGAGGGUGACGGGCGGGGAACGGAGCUCCGGGAGGGCAAGAGGGGCGUCGGCAAGGCGGAGCAGGAACCACCUGCGUCGGCCCCAGCCUCGGACAUGGAUGGGCGGAGUGGGGAGAGGGGCAGGGAUAGAGGCGGUGCUCCCCAGCCCAACGGAUGGGGUGGCUACGGCGUCUACCAGCCCCAAGAGUCACGGGACCAGUGGGAGGCCCGGAUGCAGCGUGAAAAUGCGUACCUGCACAGGGGGUUCGCUCCUGCACCCCACCCAGUCUCUGACAGGGUGGUGCAGAGGCAGAACUCCAUGACACAGCUCCAGCAGUGGGUCAACCAGCGAAGGGGCGUGCCCGCACAAGAGGACCUGCAUAGCCCCUCUCAGUACUAUGCAGUAAAUCGGGGAGUCCCCUCAGACUGCUAUGGCGUUUAUGGGGGUCCCCGCUACGUUGAAGAUUAUGCCCUAUACACCCCGGGCGGCAUGCGCCCCGACAGCAUCUGCUCUGUUUCGGGGGGGUUUGACCGCCUCCCUCCCCACUGGACCGCGCCGGAAGACAAGCGGCGGUCUCUGCGGGAUGGGCCCCUGUACCCCCGGGUGUCCCCGUGGGGCCCCCCGCCCCACCCCCAGCACCCCGGGGGGUACUAUGGCCAGCUGGCACAGACACAGAGAGGCAUGCAGCGGUUGAGCAUGCAGCCUCGCUCGCGCUCCGUACCCCGAUCCCCCUCCUCUUCCUCCCCCCAGACACCCUACUCCCCCAUACGCUCCCCCAGCGCACGCUUCGAACGCGACCGCGACGACAUGAUCUACACUGACCCCUCUGUCUACGGCCUCAGGAGGUCUGUCAGCUCACCCAAGUAUGAAUUUCAUCGAGACAGCCAUUCUAUGAGCUCCGGACUGUACCAUUAUAACUACCCAGGCUCCCUCCAUGACAACAUGGAUGACAUGACACACCUGCAGCUACAGAGAAACCUGGACUACCUGGAGCAACAGCAGGUGGCACCAUUCCAUGAUGUCUACACAGACCUUCCCCCUGCGUUGGGUGAGAUAGAUAUCGAUAGCCUCUUGGGUCGCCUCUGUGAGCAGAACCGUCUCCUGAAGGAGCAGGAGGUUCUGGUCCAGCGGCUGCGAGUUGAAAAGGACAACCUGGAAGCCAGUCUGGUGGCCACCCACCAGGAGCUGGAGGUGUACCGUGGGCAGCCGGCGCUGGCCGAUAAGCUCCACCUGAAGAAGGAGACCCUGCAGAACCAGCUCAUCAAUAUCCGAGGGGAGCUCUCUCAGGCUUCCAGUGCUUUGACUACCACAAGGAUGGAGUUUGAAGUGCUGGAGGACGAGGUGAACACCAUCCACGGUGACCUCUGGGAGCAGCUAAACGCUGGCGGGCAGAACGAGGUGGUCCACAGACACUUCCAGAAGGAGUUCUGGAAAAUUCAGGAUGUGCUGGAGGGCCUACACAAGAACAAUCCAUCCAGAGGCACUGACACAGCCACACACAGAGUGGCCAGCUUGGCUUCAGGUUCCUUCAGCACAAACAGUCCUGCCAGCCCCCUCAGCUCUACCAGCCUCACCAGUCCUCUCAGCCCCUUCUCGCCAGUCUCUGGGUCACAUGACUCGCCCCCCAAGCAGGUGGGCAUGGAGGAUAUCAGUCCCCCACGGCCCCCACUUCCCAAAUCCUACCUCCCACUGGAGUCCCCUCCCCCCUUCCCUCUAUCCACCUCUCACAUGAGCUUGGACAGGAGCUCCUGGCUCUGUCGCAUGGAGGAAGACUAUGAGGAAGAGGAAGAGGCCCGGCGCAGACAGUAUAAAUACACUGUCCACUCUGAUACCUCUUCGGGGGGUAGGACCAAUAGCAGUGACCAGCAGAAGCCAGAGGAUGACAGGCAUGCCAGCACUAAUAAAGUUGGCAUUGUUCCACCCAGAACAAAGUCUCCCACAGGAGAGGAGACAAAGUCCAUCCCUCCCUCACAGCAAGGGGACAGCGCAUUGGCCAACGGACACAUUUCCAGGGGCCGCCCAAAGAGUGCUGUGUUCUCCGCGGAGGUUAAGUCCAAGAUGAGCGUGGAGGAGCAGAAUGCGAGGAUCCGCCGGAAUCAGAGCAACUCUGUGCGGGACAAGAGGCGGAGCCUCAACACAUCUGGCAGCCAGCAAGGCGACGCCUUCAGGCCCAGCUACAGGGUGGUGCGGCGGAGGCUGACGUCCCAUGAGGUGGAUAUCAAAGACCUGGAGGAGGCGGUACGGGGGCAGGGGAUGGAGUCCCCUCGAGAGGAGAUCGCCCGGCUGCGGAGGCUGCAGAUCAAACCUGAGCACUCCAAAUCCAAAGUCAAGAAUGAGCUGCCAAGCACAGACAAGGUUCUGAUCCAGGAGAGGUAUGUGGAGGAGGAGCCAGAUACACCACUUAGCCCAGAGGAGGUUCUGGAGAAGCAGAAAAAAGUGGAGAGAAUCAAGACCCUGAUCGCCAAAUCAAAUCUGCAGAACAUGGUUCCCUUGCUAGACGGACCUGCGGAGCGGCAGGGAGACCCAGAUCAGCAGCUACAGGAGCAGGAGAAAAGGAUCGAGAUCUCCUGCGCACUGGCAGCUGAGGCCUCCCGGCGCAGCCGCCUGCUGUCAGUUUCUCAUCAACCCUCAUCAUCAUCCUAUUUCAUUCUAGCUCAGUCCGCCCCCAGCACCCCCACCGCCGUGACCAACCUGACCCCUUCCCCUUCCGCAGAACUUUCUGACUCCUCCCACUUCAUCAAGGUCUGACUCCACGCAGCCCAGGCUCUUGCUGCGGUCAAAUUUAAUGGAGCAACUUUCUGAGCAAUUGUUGAAGAAAAGAAGAAAAAAGAUAUAAGGUUUUUUUCCUUUUCCCCCAUAAAGUAUAUUUUUCCAUUCAGUUAUUUUUGCAACCGUGAAAGAGGAUAUAUUUAGCAAGAAAUUAAAAAACCAAAUAAAAAAAGCAAAGAUUCUUAUCAGUAUGCAGCUUUGUCCUGCCUAAAUCCGAAACAGAUUUCUGCCACUGUGGAUGAGGGAGGAAUGGAAGUGCCAGCCUC
Molecule: messenger RNA, 7938 nt
Organism: Anguilla rostrata (American eel)
Lineage: Eukaryota; Metazoa; Chordata; Actinopteri; Anguilliformes; Anguillidae
Product: pleckstrin homology domain-containing family A member 6-like
Exons: 21
Coding region: 4805-7651 (948 amino acids)
Source: RefSeq, a predicted model, not a curated record